This is a messenger RNA of Eutrema salsugineum, 3210 nucleotides long. Its product is annotated as LRR receptor-like serine/threonine-protein kinase GSO2. The record is from RefSeq and is a predicted model, not a curated record. The transcript is spliced from 2 exons. Gene Ontology annotation, biological process: protein phosphorylation. Bases 132 to 3011 code for a protein of 959 amino acids. Lineage: Eukaryota; Viridiplantae; Streptophyta; Magnoliopsida; Brassicales; Brassicaceae. Gene Ontology annotation, molecular function: protein binding; protein kinase activity; ATP binding.
UUUCUCUUCACUUUCCUUCCUUGACCACUUUUUUCCAUUUUUCUCAUCGAAUUUUCUCGGCACUCUGUUUCCAUUAAGCUUGUCUAUCUCCUUUGCCUGAAAAAAGAAAAAAGAUCACUAGGGUCAAAAAGAUGAAGGAGAUACAUGUUCCUUCAGAAACAGGCAAGUCUAUGUUCUUUCUCUUCUUCAUCAUCUUCCUGUCUUGUUGUAAUCUCUCUUUCUCGGAGCUGUCUUCGAACCAGACAAGCACAAUGAUCGAGCUCUCAAGAUUCCUCAAUGUCUCAGAUUGGAAUCUUCCUGGUUCUGAGAGGAAUCCAUGUUUAUGGAAAGGUGUUCUUUGCAGCCGGCCAGACAAUGGCUCUGUAAUAAGCUUGUCUCUCUCUCGUUUUGAUCUUACCAAUUCUUCCUUUCUACCACUCGUCUGCCAAAUCCAGACUCUUGAGUCUCUCGAUGUCUCCAGCAAUAGCUUGAGCUCAGUCCCAGAUGGGUUCAUGACGAAUUGUGAAACGCUCGUAGGGUUGAAGCAACUGAAUUUCAGCAUGAACCAAGUUUCUUCUUUUCCUCGUUUCCGCAAUUUCUCCAAAUUGGAGGUUCUUGAUUUCUCAUACAACAGGUUGAGUGGGAACAUUGGAGACUAUGGUUUUGAUGGUUUGGUUCAGUUGAAAAGUCUGAAUCUCAACUUCAACAAUCUAUCUGGUUCAGUUCCUACCAAUUUGGCCAAACGUGUGGAGACGCUCGAGGUUUCAUACAAUUCCUUGAGCGGUAGUAUUCCUGAGGGCAUUGAAGAUUAUCAAGAACUAAAGCUGAUAGAUCUCAGUAAUAAUCAGCUUAACGGGUCAAUUCCAAGUUCGCUGGGAAAACUCUCAAAGUUAGAAAGUUUGCUUCUUUCCAACAACCAUCUUAGCGGCUCAAUCCCAGAAUCACUCCCAAACAUCCAAACCUUGCGUAGAUUUGCAGCGAACCGUAACAGAUUCACUGGAGAAAUUCCUUCUAAGAUCACAAGACAUCUCGUGAGUUUAGAUCUCAGUUACAACAGUCUAACGGGGUUGAUUCCAAGUGAACUUUUAUCACAGGCCAAUCUCGUCUCUGUGGAUUUGUCGUUUAAUCAGUUAGAUGGAUGGAUACCACAAAGCAUUUCGCCUAGCCUGGUUAGGCUGAGACUAGGAAGCAAUAAGCUAACAGGAUCGCUGCCUUCUGCUUCGUUUAAAUCAUUGAGGAACCUAACUUAUCUGGAGAUGGACAACAACAGUUUGAUCGGCACCAUACCUAGUGAGCUCGCUUCGUGUUCGAAUUUGACUCUCCUGAACUUGGCUACGAACCAGUUCACUGGGAUCUUAUCUCAUGCAAUUGGGAACCUUAGUACAACGCUCCAAGUGAUAAAACUGCAGCAAAACAAGCUUACAGGAGAAAUCCCAGACGACAUCAGACAGUUAAGUAACCUCUUGAUUCUUAACAUCAGCCGGAAUUCUCUGAGUGGCUCCAUACCACCUUCGAUUUCGCAGCUAGCGAACCUUUCCAACAUGAACUUGCAAGGCAAUGAUCUAAGUGGUGCCAUACCUGACAAGAUUAGAGAUCUGAAUAGUCUGAUAGAGCUCCAGCUCGGUGAAAACAAGCUAAGCGGGAGGAUACCAGUAAUGCCACCAAAGUUGCAAAUCUCCUUGAAUCUCAGCUACAACUUGUUUGGAGGACCUAUCCCUACUACAUUGUCUCAACUUGAGCGCUUGGAAGUUCUUGAUCUGUCAAAUAACAAAUUUUCAGGCGAAAUCCCUGAUUUUCUGACCGGUUUAAUAUCCCUCACACAGCUCAUACUCUCCAACAAUCAGCUUACCGGGAAAGUUCCAAGUUUCAUCCGGAAUGUUUCAAUCAGUGUCAGCGGAAACCCCGGGAUAACUGAGGAUGAUGAAGUCUUGAUUCAGAGAAUGCCAUCACAGAAGAGCAAACUAAUUGUGGUUGUAAAAUAUGUCGCCAUUGGAGUGUGUUCUCUUGUGGCAGUGAUCAUAACUGUCAUCGUGCUGAAACUUUCUAGGCGUUUCAAGGGGGUUAACAACAUGCAGGUCGACCAUGAUGAAGAAGGAUCAACUGUUCUUCCCGAAGUCAUUCGUGGCAAGCUUCUCACUUCAAACGCUUCACACAAAUCAAACAUCAAUUUCACCAAAGCUGUGGAAGCUGUGGCACAUCCCGAACAUGCUCUGUUCCAGACAAUAUUUUGGAGUUACUACAGAGUAGUCAUGCCCUCCGGUUCCAGUUACUUGAUAAAAAAACUCAACACAAGAGACCGACUUUUCCAGCAAGCCAGCAGUGUGCAACUAGAGCUAGAGCUAGAGAUGUUAGGGAAACUGCAUCACGCAAAUGUUAUGGUUCCACUAGCUUAUGUGCUCUAUUCAGAAGGAUGCCUUCUCUUCUAUGACUAUGCUCACACUCGUACCCUUUACGAUGUUCUACACAACAAUCCCAGCGAUGUGGUUGAUUGGACGAGCAGGUACAGUAUAGCAGUUGGCAUAGCUCAGGGAAUCUGCUACUUACAUGGAUCCAAAUCCAGCGGUCGUGAUCCAAUCCUUCUACCAGAUCUUUCUAGUAAGAAAAUUAUGCUCAAGUCGCUCACUGAGCCACUAGUAGGGGACAUUGAACUGUUCAAAGUAAUUGAUCAUUCCAAAAGCAAUAGUAGCCUCUCGGCAGUUGCAGGCACAAUCGGCUAUAUUCCACCAGAGUAUGCUUACACAAUGAGGGUGACAAUGGCUGGGAACGUCUACAGCUUUGGGGUGAUACUUUUGGAGCUGUUAACUGGAAGACCAGCGGUAUGCGAAGGAAGAGAAUUGGCUAAGUGGGUACAGAGCCAUCCAAGCCAACCAGAGCAGCUCAACAGCAUUCUUGAUAUCAGAGUGAGCAAAACAUCAACUGUAGCAACCAAGCAGAUGCUCCGUGCCCUCAGCGUUGCUCUUGCCUGCAUAAACAUCUCUCCUGGGGCAAGGCCAAAGAUGAAGAAUGUCCUACGGAUGCUCACAAGACUCUAGGUAAAAGUAUCAGAUGAUGCAUGAUGUGUAAACUUUUACUUGUUGCUGUAUGUACAAAAAACAUAGAGAGGUUUUCUCUGGCACUCCAUUAUGCUGAGAAACAAAAGGAUCUUAUGCAUUCAAUAGUUGUAAUUUAAAAACUACGAGUCCAUAUCAGAUUCAUCAGAUGAAUAUGAAACCUAGGAAUACCAGAUGGCUA